CCAAGAGACUUUACACACUGUUUACCUUUUAGCGAGGUAAGGGCGGUAACUCGCACAGCGGCACAAACAGAAUACAUGUCAAGUCGUAUUCGCUGAUGCAACCUGGUACUGGAUUAUCACAAGUGAGGAAAUCAAGCCGUCCGUUGUAGAUCUCGAAAUACUUACUUUAAAAAAGAAAAUCUUUCUUCCUAAGUUGAUUCGCACUUACAAUGUCUGCCAAAACAAAACGAAUCAUUAGCUGGGCUUUGGCCACUUUGCAAUUGAGCCCGAAUGAAGAAAAUGGUGAAGUCUCUGACGCUCUGACCGCCACAGCGGCUGGGGACAGCUCCUACCUUGGACUGACAGCGUCUGAGAGAUCUGACGUAAGGUCGGAACUUUCUGAUGGCAAGGACGAAAACUCAGAAAAUAAAAGACCGACUUUCAGCCGGCGAGAGGUAGCCGAUCACUGUUGUAGCCAAUCAUGCUGGAUGGUGAUAGACAACAAGGUGUACGACGUCACACGAUUUCUCCGCUCGCAUCCCGGAGGGGAAGACAUUAUGUUGGAGCACGGAGGCCAUGAUGCCACGUCUGCUUUCUUUGAUAAAGGUCACAGCCGCGAUGCUUUCAACAUGCUGGCCGAGUACUGCAUAGGGGAGGUCACCAAGGCUGACUGGAUAGUGGAGAAAAAUUGCACGUGACAAAGGUAGCCCUGGGAGUAGUGUCACAAUACAUGUGGCACUUUCAUGUUCAACUAAAUCUAUCUCCUUCAGCCAAGCCGUCAUCAACACCCCAGAGACUCGACUCUGAAUAGCAGUGUGUUGGAUGAGGAGAGUUACACAAAUGAAAAGUCAAGCAGAAUAAGGCUUGCCAUAUUGUCCACAGGCCAGUUUACGAUUUCUGUAAAAUUGUUUCCAAUUAAUAAUUAAUAUGAAAUGUACAUUUAUCUUUUACUUUUACAAAUAUAACUGUUUUGUUUUUUGUAUGAUUUUUUUUAUUAAUGUAUAAUAUUUUUGUUUUUAAAUGUCCAGAUUUUUUUUUAACAUAAUCUAAAUGUUGUUAAUGCUUUUUUAAACAUGCUUUUGUUUUGUAUGUUGAUAUUGUGAAUUUCCAAAUAGAUUUAGAUUCAGUGUAGCUUUUAUUAUAUGGUAUUUGUAGUAUGUUUGUUUUGAUUUACAUAUGUAUUUCUCAUCCAAUUUUAUUUUUAAGAAAAUAAUAUAUAUAUAUAUAUAUAUAUA
This is a messenger RNA of Biomphalaria glabrata, 1214 nucleotides long. RefSeq lists its product as uncharacterized. The coding region runs from base 210 to 677 and encodes 155 amino acids. The transcript has 4 exons. The record is from RefSeq and is a predicted model, not a curated record. Gene Ontology annotation, molecular function: heme binding. Gene Ontology annotation, cellular component: membrane; intracellular membrane-bounded organelle. Lineage: Eukaryota; Metazoa; Mollusca; Gastropoda; Planorbidae.